AUGUGGGGUUGGUUCGGCGGGGCAGCGGCCCAGGCCAGAAGAGAUGCACCCAAAAAUGCCAUUUUGAAGCUGCGCCAGCAACUGGAUAUGUUACAAAAACGAGAAAAGCAUCUGGAAAGUCAGAUGGCAGAACAAGAUGCGUUGGCCCGGAAGAAUAUUUCAACGAAUAAAAAUGCCGCCAAAGCCGCUCUGCGACGCAAGAAACUCCACGAACGCACUCUCGAACAGACUUUAGCCCAGAUUGCACAAGUCGAACAGCAGAUCUAUUCCAUCGAAGCCGCCAACAUUAACCAGGAGACCCUGAACGCCAUGAAGAACGCUGGAGCGGCCAUGAAACAAAUCCAUGGCAAUCUGACGAUCGACAAAGUUGACCAGACCAUGGAUGAACUACGUGAACAACACGCUCUUGGAGAAGAAAUCGCCAGCGCAAUCACGAACGCGCCUAUUGGAGAGCCCAUUGACGAGGCGGAUUUGGAAGAAGAAUUGGAAGGCCUGGAGCAGGAAGCGAUGGACGAAAGAAUGUUGAAGACCGGCCCGACCCCUAUCACAGGCGAGGUCAACCGGUUGCCCGCUGUGUCCACUGGUCCAGUCAGCAACAAGCCUUCAACAGUGGAAGAAGACGAAGAAGAAGAAUUACGCAAGCUGCAGGCCGAGAUGGCGGUGUGA
Messenger RNA from Rhinocladiella mackenziei CBS 650.93, 666 nucleotides. RefSeq lists its product as uncharacterized. NCBI's taxonomy places the organism in Eukaryota, Fungi, Ascomycota, Eurotiomycetes, Chaetothyriales, Herpotrichiellaceae. The transcript is spliced from 3 exons. Bases 1 to 666 code for a protein of 221 amino acids. Gene Ontology annotation, biological process: late endosome to vacuole transport via multivesicular body sorting pathway; vesicle budding from membrane. The record is from RefSeq and is a predicted model, not a curated record. Gene Ontology annotation, cellular component: multivesicular body; cytoplasmic side of plasma membrane; ESCRT III complex.